AUGUAACCUGACUAUCAAUUAAUUACUAGUUUUGAUAAUGACAAAGGUGCUUUUGAUUUAACGAUAAUAUCAACCAAUGCUCUUGUAAAUGAAAUUAUUUCAAAGCUAGGAGUAUUCAAUUAUAGUUCUCUUGAUAAGAUUCAUCCUAAUCCUAAUAGAAUCUUCAAGCCUCUUAUUAAAUAUGAUAAUGGUACGUAUCAAGGUGAAUAUGAUACAGUAAAAAAACAAAAAGAUGGAAAAGGCAGAUUUAUUUUGUAAAAUGGAACAGUUUAUGAUGGAUUCUGGAAGAAUGAUUUAAAAGAUGGAUUUGGAAGAUUUAUACUCUAUAAUGGAAAUUAUUACAUAAGUGAGUGGAAAAACGGCAAACUAAAUGGAUAUGGGAAAUACUAUUAUAUCAAUGGAAAGAUUUAUGAAGGAUAAUUUUUAAAUGAUAAAAAAGAAGGAAUAGGAUUGCUUACAUGGCAUAAUGGUAAUUAAUACUAUGGAUAAUGGGUGAAUGGUAAUAGAUAAGGUGUAGGAGUAUACACAUUCAAGAGUGGAGAUAUUUUACUUGGAUAAUGGAUGAAUAAUUAAUUGCAUGGUAUUGUGAUGGUUAUUCCAAAGAAUGGAGGAUAAAUUGAAAUAAGGAGAUAUCAGAAUUAUUAGUUGAUAUAGAAACUGCUUAAAAUAGAUAAUGCUUAAAAGUGA
Messenger RNA from Stylonychia lemnae, 687 nucleotides. The record is from the annotation of a GenBank genome assembly. NCBI's taxonomy places the organism in Eukaryota, Ciliophora, Spirotrichea, Sporadotrichida, Oxytrichidae.